UUUAAACUUUUAAAGAUAAAUUUGCAUGUAUUUCAGCGUCAGCAAGUGGUGGCAGCUUCAAGAAGAAAAAGAACAUCCGAUAUUCGGAAAUGAAACAGCCACCAUUGAUCAAACAGUCGGAAGGAAUUUUAUCUGAACACCCAGAUGGUGGUCAAAUACUGAAGGAUACUGGUCAAGUAGGUGAGAGUACAGAAUCAAGUUUGAGGAUGUGGCCUAAACCACCUGAUGUUGGAGGCUCAAUCAAUGAGGUUGGAGAUGUUGAUGACACAGAGAAUGUUGAUGAAGAGGAAGAAGAAGGUGAAGAUUAUGAUGAUGAUGAUGAUGAUGAUGUAGUGGUUGAAGGAGAAGAGGAGAAUGUAGUGGAGGGUGAAUCGGAGGGAGAAAAAGAGGGCGAUGCUGAUGAGGAAAUAGAAGAGGAGAUAGAGGAAGAACAAGAACCUUCGGAGGAAAGUAUGGAUAACAAGAGGGAACCAAUGGCAGCCCCUGUUGCAGGAUCGGGCUAUUCCUCUUCACCAAGAGACAAUAGACCAGUUGAAGUGAGAGAAAUACACAGAGAGACUAAUAGAGAAGUGUUUGACACUGCAGAAAUACAGAAGAAAAAUAUAACUGAGAUGAACCCUGAGAAGAGAAUCAAUAACCCCAACUAUCUAAACUGGAUCAAAGGAACUUUAGCCCUCAUGCAUAUGUGUGACGUCGUCCGUAACUAUGCUUAUCACAUAUUUGAUAAGUUCUUAGAUACUAUUUCAGACCGGUCGCAUUAUAACUGUGGAUCAAAUUAUAAAUUUUUGGCUUAUCAUGCGAAAUGGGAUUCCAGUCAGUGGAAGUUUACAACGACUUAUCAAUGCGUGUGCCACACUUUAUUUCAAGAAAUAUUAAGACUUCACUCCUUAGAUGACAAACGUAUUGGUUUUACAAAUUGCAAAGCCAAAACUGUUGGAGGACCAUGGGGUUUAGCAAAAUUUUUCAUGCCAGAGAGCAGGCAUUGUGCUGAUAUUGAAACACCUGGAGAAACGGAACCUAUUUCCGUCUUAAAGAUGAUUCAAAACUGUCGUCUUUUCGACCAUAUUGCACCUGAAAAUAUUAAAAUUAUAAUUGAAAGUAGAAAUGCGAUGAUGAAUUCGCCACUGAAUAAUAUAAAUGAUGCAGACUUGGAGAAGUACAUUGAUGCUAUGGUCGACUUUUUGAAAGAUGCUAUGAAUUCACAGAUAAAAAGCGACAUUCGACAGCAGCUGGACAAAGCUCAGAAGGAAAUCCGUGAGCUCAGGUAUGCAAAUAUGAGAGUCUGCUUCGAGAAAAUGCAGAGAGAGCGAUAAACUUCAAGAAAAGAUUGGUCAUUGGUAGUAGAAAGAGAGAGUAUGAAGAGGCCGAUGUUGCUAAAUUAGGUGAAUAUCUCGACAUCCUGGAUGAACUCGGAGGCGAUCUUCUAGCGUGGAAUAAAAAGAGCUGGGAAAUCGGGAAGCUAAAAGAAAUUGGAAAUUACCGGGACAUUCUGAAUAAAGCAAUAGAUGAAAGAGAUGAAGCAAUAAAAAGUUUGGUUGAAAAAAGAAAAGAGCUUGAAAAUGUUAAGAUUGAAUUAAAUGACACGGAGGACAAACUACGUGCAGCCGAAAAGAAAAUAUUUACUGUACAAAGAGAACUUAAAGAUACACAAGAAAGAUUGGAUGCAAUAACCGAACAACAUAAAGAUAAACAAGACGAGUUAAAUAGCCAAAAAAAAACAAUUAGAUUCAGCAACCAAAGAAAAUGAAAGAUUACAAGACGAACUGAAUGAAACAAUUGAAAAAUAAGAUGCAGUAACAGAAAAAAAAGAAAUACUUCGAGACUAUUGCUGUACAACCUGUUAGAAGAAAUCCUUUUGCAGCCAUGUUGAUUUUGUUAUUCUGUUCGAGAUAUGUUCCUAAUUUGUCUAUAUGUAUGAAAAUUAAUUGCUCAUAAUAAACCUUUAUGUAUUUUAUUAUAAUCAUGUCUUAAUUAUGUUCAUUAUUUUACGUUGCUCAUAUAUGUUAUAUUUAGUGGCAAGAGGAAAACAAUUUUGAAAAGGGUUACAUACAAAUGUUUUUAGUGAAGGUGUAACAGCGAAGAUAUUAUUGUUUGUUUGCGUUUUACGUUGCACCAACACAUAUGGCAACUUACCAGCUUUACUGGUGGAGUAGGAAUGAUAUCGUUAUAGAAAAUAUAUAAUGGAGAUGUAAAAUAAAGGUGUAUCUGUGUAAAUAUCAUCAUGUUGAUGGUCAUCAUGAUAAUAUUGUUACUUCUUAUUAGUUUACUGACAACUAAGAA
Messenger RNA from Ruditapes philippinarum (Manila clam), 2280 nucleotides. RefSeq lists its product as uncharacterized. The record is from RefSeq and is a predicted model, not a curated record. Bases 90 to 1313 code for a protein of 407 amino acids. Lineage: Eukaryota; Metazoa; Mollusca; Bivalvia; Venerida; Veneridae. The transcript has 8 exons.